Messenger RNA from Drosophila willistoni, 3278 nucleotides. It is a transcript of the gene Sirt1, whose product is annotated as NAD-dependent histone deacetylase sirtuin-1. The coding region runs from base 323 to 2710 and encodes 795 amino acids. The transcript has 2 exons. Gene Ontology annotation, molecular function: NAD+ binding. Lineage: Eukaryota; Metazoa; Arthropoda; Insecta; Diptera; Drosophilidae. The record is from RefSeq and is a predicted model, not a curated record.
AAAAUUUUAUAAAAGUGUUAAAAAAAAUUUCAAGUAUUUAGAAAAAUUUUUGGGUAAUUUUGCGAAUUUUUUUUGGGUAGAAAAAAAUUUUUUUCUUCAAGCUGAAUAUAAGUACGAAGAAGAGGGAGAAAAAAUUUUGUGUGUACCAACGAAAGAGCGGUGAAAACGGAACGUGAGAAAGCAGCAACAGCGCAGUAGCAACAAGACGACGAAGAAGAAGAAGAAGCAGUAGGCAACACCAGCAGAAGAAAACACCAGAGCAAUAGAAAUUUAAUGGUACCAGCAAAGGAAGCAUAAUUGUAUUGACAGAGAAAUCUCGAAAAUGAUGGAGAACUACGAUGAAAUACGAUUGUCUUCAAAUAUCACAGUAAAUGCCAAAGAUUUAAUUGAUGAAGUUGGCGAUGGAAAUACAAAAUUAACAAAUUUUGAUUUUGGCGCCGAAAUUCUCACAACAACUACAAGCAAAUCAGAAGCAGAAGCAACAGCAAACAAAACAAAAACAGUAGAAGAAGAGGAAGCAGCUAUACAGAUGUGCGCCAAACAGAAAAUUCAAACAGUUGUUCCAAAUACAGAAGAGGAAGAAGAUGAAGAUGAGGAUGCCUCUGUGUCCUCCGAAUGUGACGACGACGAUGAUGAUGAUGACGACGAGGAGGAGGGAGAGGAUGAUUCAAAUUCCAGUUCGGAUUGUUCAUCAAUAAUGGGGGGUGGUGCUAAUGGCAUGGAUGGCGGAGGCGGCGGAAGUUCAACUGAUUUUAAACUUCGUUGGCUUCAACGUGAAUUUUAUACGGGUCGUGUGCCCCGCCAGGUAAUUGCCAGCAUCAUGCCACAUUUUGCAACCACCAGUUCAGAUUUGCCCGAUGACUCUGUACUCUGGGAUUAUUUGGCUCAUCUAUUGAAUGAACCUAAACGACGAUCCAAACUCCAGCAUGUCAAUACAUUUGACGAUGUAAUUGAUUUGCUACAGAAAUCACAACGCAUUAUUGUUUUAACUGGUGCUGGGGUAUCUGUUUCAUGUGGCAUUCCCGAUUUUCGUUCCACCAAUGGCAUUUAUGCCCGCUUGGCUCACGAUUUUCCCGAUCUACCCGAUCCGCAGGCCAUGUUUGAUAUCAAUUAUUUUAAGCGCGAUCCGCGUCCAUUCUAUAAAUUUGCACGAGAAAUAUAUCCUGGUGAAUUUAAGCCAUCGCCAUGUCAUCGUUUCAUCAAAAUGUUGGAAACCAAGGGUAAAUUGUUGCGAAAUUAUACCCAAAAUAUUGACACCUUGGAACAGGUGGCUGGCAUCCAAAGGGUUAUCGAGUGUCAUGGUUCAUUCUCGACGGCCUCGUGCACUAAAUGCAAAUACAAGUGCAAUGCCGAUGCCUUGCGCAAGGAUAUCUUUGCUCAGCGCAUUCCAGUCUGCCCACAAUGUCAGCCACAUAAGGAGCAGAGUGUCGAUGCAUCGGUGGCUGUUACCGAAGAUGAACUUAAACAGCUGGUGGAGAAUGGCAUCAUGAAGCCAGACAUUGUCUUCUUUGGUGAAGGUUUGCCAGAUGAGUAUCAUACAGUGAUGGCCACAGAUAAGGAUAAAUGCGAUUUGCUAAUUGUCAUUGGGUCAUCGCUUAAGGUACGACCCGUGGCUCAUAUACCAAGCAGCAUUCCGGGCUCGGUGCCACAGAUAUUAAUAAAUCGUGAGCAAUUGCAUCAUUUGAAAUUCGAUGUGGAAUUAUUGGGUGAUUCAGAUGUUAUAAUUAAUCAAAUAUGUCAUCGAUUGUCAAGCUCUGGCGAAGAUCCAACCUGGCAGCAGCUGUGCUGCAAUGACAUGAUCCUCCAGGAAUCAAAAGAAUUAAUGCCGCCAGAGCCUCAUUAUCAGCAUCGCCAUCACUAUCAUCCGCAUCAAUAUGCGCAACAAGUGUUGUUGGACUCGACAGAUACUCAGUCGCUUAAAUCGAAUGGCUCAGCAGCUGGAACUUGCUCAGAUAGUGGCUUUGAGUCCUCCUCGGCCGAUCGGGCUGCCAUUGAGCGCAUCAAAUCGGACAUACUGGUGGAACUCAAUGAGGCUCCAACAGGUCUAAGUACUGGUCCUAGCUAUCGUCAUUUGUCAAUUGAUUCAUCCAAGGAUAGCGGCAUAGAGCAAUGCGAACAGGAUCCCCGUAUGGUUAACCGCAAUCUUGUCCAGGAGACCAAGACAGCGGCACCGAGCUUAACUCCCAUACAGCCGCAGCGAAUUAAACGACAAACUGCCGGGGAACGAUUGCAAUCGGGCACCUUCUAUUGCCAUAGCAAUAAUUAUUCCUAUGUAUUCCCGGGAGCUCAGGUCUCUUGGGAUGAUUAUAGCGAUGAUGAUGAUGAUGAUGGUGGUAGGAUUGGCCAUGAUAUCUUUUCCCAUGACGUCGAUGAUGAUGAUGGGGAAGAUGGUUUUGACUUGAAUGCCACACCCCUGUCUCCAUUAUUACCCCCUUCGCUGGAGGCUCAUAUUGUCACAGAGAUAGCCAGUGGUGGAGGAGGGUUAUCAGCAGGUGGUAGUAGCACUCUAGAUAUUUGCCCUCUUGUCCCGACCGAUACAGCUGACAGCAACUGUUCCAGUCCCAGCCAAAAGAGAUUAGCUGUGGCCAGCAAUAGCAACGGGGACGACGACGACGAGGUAACGCCCCUAAAGAGGCGGCGACCAAGCCAAGAAGCUGAGCAUAAGCUAGAGGAGAGUCCUCCACCUGCUUCAGCAGCAUUAGCUAUAUAAAUUUAUUUAGGCUAGAUUCAUCUUACAUAUUUAUUAUUAUUAUCUAUUUGUCCAGAGAAGCUCGCGGCUAAAAAAAAACAAAAAAGAAAAAGAAUUGUACUCACAGGAGGCUUGGAUGAUUUUAAGAUAACCACCAUUCUCCUAGUACCACACUACCCAUCCUUCUCUGUCCUUACCUUUUCUUAAAUGAUAUUCGUUUCCUUCUUAUGUUAGGUUUUUUUAUUUAUAUUAUAUAAAAUAUCACGGAAUGCUGUAAAUGUUAGUAUUUUAUCAUAUUAAGUUGUUAUUGAGGCCUUUUUAAAAAAAUAACGCGAAAGCGUAGAUUUCUUUUUUCGGUAUUUGAUAAAGAUUUCAUCUUAAGCCUCAACUGAAAGCAAAAAAAUUUCUAGAUAUAUAAGCAUAAAAUUAUACAAAUAUUCUAUACAUUUAUUAUAUGUAAUAGUUUAAGUAACCUAGACAAAAGCAUAUUAAAAUACACAACAAACACCCUGUAUAUAAGUACACACACACACACAAACACUUUUUUGUAUAUUGAGUUGAAUUAAUGUAUAUUGAAUCCCUUUUUUAA